AUGGACACAGACGAGGACGCGGCGGCGGCCGCCCGCUCGAGACGGCUCGAGCGUGGCUGCCGCGGCUUUGUGCAGCGGCUCCUGGGCUGGCCGCCGGAGCCAGCAUCUGAUGGAGUCCUUGUCACCAUUGCCCCCCGCGUCUCCGAGGAGACCGCAGUGAUUGCGUCAAACCAGGACCAGCGGAAGCAUGGCGGUGCCUCAACGCUCCUUGGGCGCACCGGUCCUGGUGUGAGCAUAGUUCGGAUCAUUUUGCUCGCGGCGGGACUGGUCGCUCUCGCCCUCGCGCUCUGGAAGACCGCAGCCAUUGCUCCAUCGUUAAUUCAGGCCAACGGGCUGCCACUCGGACUCGCCCAAACCGGAGCUUACUUCAUCGCCUACUUGUGUGAAGCCGUCCUCAUUGUUGCGGUGACCCCAUUCGUGGCGGCGAAGGAGGCUGUGGGGUUUGCUGCUGUCAAGCUCUGGCAGGUGGCAACCGCUUACUUCUCAUUCGCUUGGGAUGUCAUCGCCGCAGUCUUCUCAUUCGCUUGGGAUCUCAUCGCCGCAGUCUUCACCCUCCUUUCGGACGCCGCCGCCACAGUCUUCUCCUUCACUGAAGAAUUUAUCCUUGUCCCCAUGGCCCAAUUCCUCCAGCCAGGCGCACAGAUUGUCCGGGACAAGGCGGUGACGGUCGCGGAGACUGUCAAGGACGUGGCUGUCUGGCCGUACGAGAACGUCGUGCAGCCUGCCGGAGAGGCGGUUGUAGGCUGCGUGCAGGACGUGUUUUCCUGGUCGUACCAGCGUGUCUUGCAGCCCAUCGGACAUGCGAUUGGCGCCACCGCGACAUUCGUGAUGGAUGCCGUCAUUGCCCCGUCACUUAAUGCCUUGGCGUGGGCCGUCGCGAAAAUGUGGCAAGGAUUGUUUUGGAUCGGCGACGCGAUCCUCGAGGGCAUCUCCCGCAUUGUGGUGUACCUCUACGAGCAUGCGGUGGUGCCUGUGUCUCACGGCAUUCGAUUAGUCGGGGCAGAAAUCGGAAAUGGCUUGGGUGCCGCCGCCAGCUGGGUGUGUGGCCACAUUUUGGCUCCUGUUGCAAACGCAGUCAGCGCUGCCGCAUCAGCCUCCUACCACUAUGUGAUAGAGCCUGUUGGUUCAGUGAUCGGAUGGCUAGUCUCCACCCUAGCCAGCGGCAUUGCAUCCGCAGGCUCCACCACCUAUCGAUUCGUCAUCGAGCCGGUUGGCUCAGAGGUGGGCUCGCUCGCCGGCAUCGUGAGCAGUGCCACGGCGCGUUCCUGGGCCGCGUUAAAUCUUCGUGGAAAUCGCUGCCUCCUCACCCUCCGCAGAAGGCCGCCGACGCCGACGCCGCCUCGGCCGCUCGCCCCACCGACCGAAGGCUGCUUGGACUCGAUCGCCAAAAACUUCAACCCGGAUGUCGACGUCAACAACGCCGCCCUCUGCGAGUACAACUUCGCGGGCGGGGAGAUCGCGGUGUUCGGCUGCAUUACGAAUUGCGAGGUGUUCGUCGACCAGAAUAGCGACCUCCUGCUCAACUCGAGCAUUGGCGCUGCCGACGAGCGCGUGCGGGUGAAGCCGGCUGCGCUGGGUGACAAUUCCGGCCGCUGCAGGAUUCGGAGGGAGGUGAGCGCGCACCACUAA
Molecule: messenger RNA, 1629 nt
Organism: Emiliania huxleyi CCMP1516
Lineage: Eukaryota; Haptophyta; Isochrysidales; Noelaerhabdaceae
Exons: 4
Coding region: 1-1629 (542 amino acids)
Source: RefSeq, a predicted model, not a curated record